GUGUGUGUGUGUAUGAGUGUGAGUGAGUGUGUGUGUGUGUGUGUAUGAGUGUGAGUGAGUGUGUGUGUUACAAAGUGAGCACGUGCUCCAGCUGUGCAGUUUUCAGGAAGGUUGUAUUAGUAGUGGAGGAUCAUCAGGACGAUGCCGCUGUUUGCAGGACAGCUGAGAUGGACACUGUGUCCUGUUGGACUGUCCGUCUCCGUCAGGUAACACACCUGUGGGAGAUCUGAAGGGGGCGUGGCCUCCAGCGGGGAUCAUGAGUUUGUACAGGAACGUCUCUGAGCUGGUUCUGGAGACGCUGUCCUCCUCGGCGUCUCUGGGAAACGUGGAGCGGAACGGGUCUCAGUCCUGCAACCAAACCGGGAUCAGCUCAGAACCGCCGCCCUUCGCCAACCAAUCAGCCGGCAGAGGAGGAACCGGGGGGGCGGGCGGACGGUGCUCAGGUCAGUCAGGUCAGGAGUUUGGGCAGAAGAACUGGGGGGCGCUGCUGAUCUUGGCGGUGGUGGUGCUCACCGUCACGGGGAACAUCCUGGUGAUCUUGGCGGUCAGUCUGGAGAGGAAGCUGCAGAACGCCACCAACUACUUCCUCAUGUCUCUGGCUGUAGCUGAUCUGCUGCUGGGCCUCCUGGUGAUGCCCGUCUCAAUGGUGACCAUUCUGUACGGUUACUCAUGGCCGCUUCCUGCAGUCCUGUGUCCAGUGUGGAUCUACCUGGACGUCCUGUUGUCCACUGCGUCCAUCAUGCACCUGUGUGCGAUUUCUCUGGAUCGAUACGUCGCCAUCCGUAACCCGUUCCACCACAGCCGCUCGCGGUCCCGCGCCCGCGCCAAGAUCACCGCCGUCUGGACCAUCUCUGCAGGAAUCUCAAUGCCCAUCCCAGUUCUGGGUCUUCGUGAUCAGACUAAAGUCUUUAAAGAUGGCAGCUGCUUUUUGACGGAUAACUCCUUCGUGCUGAUUGGCUCGUUUGUGGCCUUCUUCGUGCCGCUGACCAUCAUGGUGGUGACCUACUUCCUGACCAUCAGCGCCCUCCAGAGUGAAGCUACUCUCUGUCUGGAGCAGCUGGUUCCCCGGCCACGGUGGAGCACCGGUUUGACCCUCAGUUUUCUGCCGGGUCCGGCGUUCUCGCCCUCGGAGAAGAAUCUGUUCCUGCGUCGUUCUCUCAGCCGAGACGCCGGGGUCUCGUCCUCGCCGUUCGGACGCCGCACUGCACAGUCGCUCGGUAACGAACGCAAGGCCUCUAAGGUCCUGGGCGUGGUUUUCUUCCUCUUCGUGGUCAUGUGGUGCCCGUUUUUCGUCACAAACGUUCUGGCGGUGGUCUGUCAGCCGGCCACCUGCCACGACGACAUCAUGGGUGGGUUGCUGAACGUCUUCGUGUGGGUGGGCUACCUGUCGUCAGCCGUGAACCCGCUGGUCUACACGCUCUUCAACAAGACCUUCCGCUCUGCCUUCGCCAGGUACGUGAGAUGUCAGUAUCACGAGGAGAAGAAACCGCUGCAGCUCAUUCUCGUAAACACUAUCCCACCGCUAGCCUACCAGUCCACACACCUACCGCUCGCCGGAGGUCUGAGAAACGGGAGCUUCUCUUCACCUCUUCCGAGUAAGAAAGGCAUGGAGGAGAACGUUACCUGCGUUUAAACUGAACUUCUACCAACUCAACCUUUAAAAAACAGUGUGCCAAAUCUUUGGGUUCUGUACUGGGCCCUUUCUUUUUCUUACCCUGCAGAUGGAGCUGGAUCUUCUGAGGAAUUCCAACCAGGAAUUUUACUGUCCAGCAGAACUGAUCUGUGAUUAGUGGAUCAACCCCCCUGUGUUCAGAACAAAACUCCAUCUCCUCCUGAUUCACACGUCAUGGAUGCAGGUUUACUAAACACGGUUAAAUUCAGAGCAUCUCUGGACCGUCUUAACAUACAAAACCCAAACCUGAGACAGAAGAAGAAAAGCAUUAUUAAAUAUAAAAGAUCAAACCAGCCAUGUGAACAAAAUGGAAACGUGUUUCAAGUGUGUAAAAUAAUUGUGUUCUGUCUGUGAACAAAAUGAGUUUUGUAUUUUGUAUAAAGUCCAGAUGUGGGUAUUUUGUAUACGUCUCUGUACUUGACGGUAUUUCAUAGUCGCUUUUCUUCAUGAUGUCGGAUUCAAGACUCUGACUGAACAAAUCUUUGGUUAAACAGUAAACGGUGUUCAUUAAGAGGUUUGGGAAAUGUUCACACGUUUGGUAACUUUAAUCUACAGUAAUAUUUUUGUGAAGUUGUUCAAAUCAACAGACAUCAAUUUAGCCAUGUUCAUUCCUCCAGAUCCUCUAACACAGACAUAAAGAUGGGUUUAAUAAACUGCGGAGGGUCUUUAGACGCACUUUACCUCAAUCAGUGUUGUUGUCUACUUUGCAGCUGAAGAUGAAAUGUUGUGAUGUUUGAAAUCAGUUUUUGAUGUGAUGUUUUCAGGUCAUUCAUGCUGAAUUCAGAUUCUUUGUGAUUAGCAUUCAGAUUAUCAGUAAUGCUAUUCGGCACAUUCCUAAACAAGAACGUCGAGUUACAGAACUACAUUUAAAUGAACAAUAGUUUUAAAUGUUCAGAUGUUCUUUUUACCAGCUGAUAAAGUUUAUAAGAUUCUAUUUAAGGAUCAUCGUCUCUAAACGUGAAAAAGGUUUUUGAGAUGUUCCUCA
Molecule: messenger RNA, 2657 nt
Organism: Astyanax mexicanus (Mexican tetra)
Lineage: Eukaryota; Metazoa; Chordata; Actinopteri; Characiformes; Acestrorhamphidae
Gene: htr2aa
Product: 5-hydroxytryptamine (serotonin) receptor 2A, genome duplicate a
Exons: 3
Coding region: 257-1633 (458 amino acids)
Biological process (GO): chemical synaptic transmission; G protein-coupled receptor signaling pathway, coupled to cyclic nucleotide second messenger
Cellular component (GO): plasma membrane; dendrite
Molecular function (GO): G protein-coupled serotonin receptor activity; neurotransmitter receptor activity
Source: RefSeq, a predicted model, not a curated record